Osmerus eperlanus (European smelt) is the source of this 1374-nucleotide messenger RNA. RefSeq names its product non-histone chromosomal protein HMG-14A-like. The record is from RefSeq and is a predicted model, not a curated record. Lineage: Eukaryota; Metazoa; Chordata; Actinopteri; Osmeriformes; Osmeridae. The transcript is spliced from 6 exons. Gene Ontology annotation, molecular function: nucleosomal DNA binding. Gene Ontology annotation, cellular component: chromatin; nucleus. Gene Ontology annotation, biological process: chromatin organization. The coding region runs from base 217 to 507 and encodes 96 amino acids.
UGCAGCCUCGAAUGUCGUUCGCUGAUUGGUUCAGGGCCUAUCAAUCAUGUCUUUAGCCGCACCCCUCCCCCCAUUCAACCACUCGCCUCUCUGUUCCUGUGUGUUUACUACACUGCCGCGCACAGGGAGACACUCGCCUUCUUUACAUGCACUGAACUCACCACUGAAUAAAACAGUUUCUAGUUGUGUUUGUACGAGAUUCUCCAAGAAUUCAACAUGCCCAAGAGAAAGCAGGGAGGAGAUGGGGACAUUAAGGAGGAGCCCCAGAGGAGAUCCCUUCGGUUAUCAGCGCCAGUCCCUCCUAAACCGGAGCCAAAGGCCAAGAAGGCAGCCAAGAAAGAGAAGGUAGUGAACGACAAGAAGGAGGACAAGAAGACCAAGAGCAAGGCGAAGGAGAACGCAGAGGCAGAGGCCAACGAGGAGAACCACUCUGAGAAUGGAGAGGCCAAGACCAACGAGGUGGAGGCAGCUCCGGAGGCAGAGAAAGAAGAGGCCAAGCCUGAGUAGCAACACUGCCGCGCCCCUCCACCCUCCCCAGCCCAAAACCCUCCAACCCCUGCCCCCCCUCAGUCCAGCCAGCCCCCCCCCCCCCCCGCCUCAGUCUCUCACGUGGUUUCCCUCCAAGGCGUAUUGUUAACAGAGGAAUAUUUUUAUCAAUGAUUUUAUAAGUAUCCGUACAGAUUUUUAGCACAAACGCAACGCUGAAUAACGGAAGCACCUUGCAGAUUUGCAGUGGUCAUAUCAAAGUGUCUGCAAGCAAGACGAACACACUAAAAUCUUUUUUAAAUGGCAUUUCAUGAUUGUUGAAGGCUUGUUUGGUGUAGGAAGUGAGUCCCCCCCACCCCACCCCUCCUUCCCUCCUCCCCACCCCCCUGAUUGGCUUAGUUGUGAGUUGUGUGUUCUUGUCCCCUCUUCCCGGUUCCCUAUGUGCCCCCACCUUAUUUGUGUGUUAUUAACGGUUCACCCAUAAAUAUGGCUGAUUCUUUUUUUGACCUCUAUAUGUGCAGUGAGUUCCCUUCGCUUAUGUCUCUUGUUCCUGUUUUUUUUUUUCAUUGAAUCAUGUUAAAAGCAUGUUGAAGCGUGUUGUCCAUAAGAAAGAGGAAGACGAACAUGUGAAACAUUCCGGGAACAGCGACACGUCCAACCUGUCUCCUAGACCCUGCCGACUGACAACCCGCUCCGUCUAAAACAGCCCCCUACCCCCCCCCCCCCCACUCCACCAUCGAUCUAUGCUGUCCGUUCAGCUUUUCUAAACAACUCUGGUUUUUUUAAGAUGAAUUUGGAACCUUCUCUUGACGAAUUGCAGGUGUCUGAUCCCUUCUCUUAUGUUCUGGAGUUCUCUUAAUAAAAGAAGUCCUGGGAAUUUUCCUCAAA